Molecule: messenger RNA, 1859 nt
Organism: Zootermopsis nevadensis
Lineage: Eukaryota; Metazoa; Arthropoda; Insecta; Blattodea; Termopsidae
Product: regulator of microtubule dynamics protein 1
Cellular component (GO): mitotic spindle pole; cytoplasm; mitochondrion
Molecular function (GO): microtubule binding
Source: RefSeq, a predicted model, not a curated record
UGGUAUUGUCUCGGUGUAUGCCUACAAUCUAGUUGGGUAUUGAGUGCGAAGCAUGUGGUCGUUUUAUCCCAUAAUGUGAUAAGUUGUAUGAAUAUGCGAGAAUUUCUUUAGUUUGUCGUUUACUUAUCAGAGAGACUGGGUGUUGACUAAUAUGUUCGUAACCUAUCUUUAGGUAGUGAUUUCUAGCACUAGUAGCAUCUUAACCUAUCAGAAUGAAUGUAGACUUUUUGCGUAGUUUAAUAGCAGUAGCUGUUGGAGCUGGUGUUUUGUUGGGAGCUGCAGGUAUAUUCUUAUACCACCAAUUGAAUGCUGAGAAACGUCGACGGAUGCUUCAGCGAGAUUUGGCCAGAUUGGAUAUGACAGUUGCAGAUAUGCGAAGUGAGCUUGAUUCUCUGCGUAGGGCAAAUCGUGGAAGAAGAUCUGUUCUCAGGAAAGUUAAUAGCAGGAGUUUGUCAGCUACAGAUAGUGUAGUUGAUACUGAUAUAGACAUGUACUCUACUGUGGGCACAGAUGAUGAUGAAGAAUUCUUUGAUUUUUCAGACGAAGAUGAUGUAAUGGUGACUUCAGGCCAUCUAGGAAAUGCCAGUGAAACAGAAACUGAUCCCAGUCUUAUGGUCCUGUUUGAUGAAGUAGACAGACUACUCAAGGGUCCUACAGAAAACAAAGGAGCAGCUUAUAACCUAUUGUUGGAACAUGAAGAUGAGAACUGCCAUACAGUGGUGUGCACUGAUGGAUCUCUUGUACAAGGAUUGACUUGCGGUGUCCUAUAUGACGGCCAGUAUGCUGACUGUGCAAGCGUGUUAUGGCGACUCGCAAAGGCAAGUCACAUGAUGGCCACAGCAUAUGGUGCAGAAGGCAAUAAUGAGAAGAAAAAGGAAUUUGUACUUAAAGGAGUUAACUACGCCCAGCGAGCCUUGGAACUUGAUGAAUCGAAUGCAGAAGCACAUAAAUGGUUUGCCGUGAAUGUUGGUAAUCGUGGCGAGUUUCUUGGUACACGUGAAAAAAUUGAGGAUGGUUUUGUAUUCAAACAACAUGUAGAUAUUGCAUUAGCUCUUCAACCAGAUGAUCCUUCACUCCAUCACCUCCUGGGUAGGUUUAGUUACGAGGUUGCAAACCUAUCAUGGGUUGAGAGAAAGUUGGCAGGUGCUCUGUUUACUGAACUGCCCACUGCAACAUAUUCUGAGGCAAUUGAACAUUGUCUGAAGGCAGAGUCUUUGAGCCCAACACCCUGGAAGGAAAACCGCCUUCUCUUGGCCAAGUGUCACAUCGGUGAAGGCAACUAUACUGACGCUUUGCCAUGGCUUGAUCUGGCUUCGCAGGUUACUGUUUUAACAGCAGAUGAUCAGUCUGCAGAAAGAGAGGUGCAGAGUUUGUUAGCAAAAUAUGGAAGUUACUGUGAAUAGUUUAAGAGAGAGGUGAGCUUGUGGUGGCGAUGUGAUUGGUAUGUGUGGAUCUUUUUUAGAUGUUCCAAACCUGGAAUGUCAGACUCAGCAUCUAUGAAGUGUUGCUUAAGAAAGAGGCAACUAUUCUGGGGUAUCAAUAUGUGGGUGGAAAAAAUUACAUCCACCGACUUUUAUUAAUUCCAAGCGUAUGCUUAAGACACAUUUUUCUUCUUGCAUUUUUCCAUGGGCACACAGAAAUGUGAAUUUCUUUUAAACAUUUCCACUUUAUGUAAUAGAAACAUAAAAGGGCAGUACACAGGUGCAUUUGAAACUGAAGGUUUGUGGUGAUUGGUAAUUUGUCAUUUCCGAAGAUGUAGUGUUACAAAUAAUGAAAAUCAACAAUUAGUUUUUAAAAAUAGUACCAGAAGGGGUUUGUAAGAUUUGAGGUUUUCACAGCGGUGAGUAUGAAGAUUUCUG